CCGAAAGUAAAAACAAAAUGGACCCAAAGCAAAAGCACGCUUUAAACGCCAUUAUCAACGGACACAAUCUUUUAAUUCUUGGGCAAAGUGGGACAGGGAAGAGUUUUCUAAUAGGGAGGAUUAAAGAAACGUUUAAGAACUCUUCUAAAAUUGUUGCAAUAACGGGGACUACAGGCGUGGCAUCGCUGCACAUCGGUGGUGUGACUAUUCACUCGUGGUCAGGUAUUGGAGAUGGACGAUUUUCUAAUGAAAAGCUUCAGAAUAAAAUAUGCAAUGAUGAGCAUUUUGCCAAGUACAAAGAAAACAUACUGAAAACUGACAUUUUGGUGAUUGAUGAAAUUUCAAUGCUUUCUUUAAAACUUUUCAACCAAUUAGAAUAUAUUUGCAGAAUCACUAGAGAAAAUGACAAUUACUUUGGAGGAAUCCAGGUAGUAGGAAGUGGUGAUUUUUUCCAAUUACCCCCUGUUCCUGACGUGUUAAAACAAGACUUUGGUGAAUUUUGCUUUAAAUCCAGCAUUUUUUCAAGUGUAUUUAGGCAUAAAAUUAUUUUGGACAAAGUUAUGAGACAAGAUGAACCUGAUUUUGUCAAAGCAGUAAAUGAUGUCUCUAAAGGCAAGCUACCAAUUGAAACUGAAAAUCUUCUUAAACGUCUGCAAAGACCUCUUCCGCCCGGAGAGGAUCCUAUAAGACUUUUUGCACGGAAUUUUGAUAAAGAAAUCUACAAUUCCUCAUUGUUAAUUGACCUACCAGGUGAGAUGCAUACAUUUAAAGCAACAGAUGAGGGUGACACUAAAUUCCUAGAAAAAAUUCCUGCACCGAAUGUUUUGUAUCUGAAAGAAAAUUGCCCUGUUAUGCUUGUCAAAAAUUUGAGCACUACAUUAGUUAAUGGUCUACAAGGAAGAGUUCUCAGUGUUUCAAAAAAUUCUGUGACAGUAAAAUUUAACGAUACAGUGACAGAAUUGAGAAAAGAAAUUUUCACUGCUUAUAGUUCUAUAGAUGACAAAGUUGUAGCCAGUACAUCACAGAUUCCCUUGGCUGUAUCCUUUGGGAUAACAAUACAUAAAGCUCAAGGAUUAUCCAUGGACAGAGUGGAAGUAGAUUGCUCCAAUAUAUUCAAAGCCGGAAUGUUAGGAGUUGCUAUCGGGCGAGCAAGAAAGAAGAAAGGACUGAGAUUAAUAAACUUCCAUCCCUACAAUGUUCUUAAACCAGAUGCAGCCAUUUUUGGCUUCUAUGAUCAAGAAACAUUUCCCUUCCUUUCAGAACUGGCAUGUUGUAAUAUUCCAUUUUCACUGGAAGAAGAUUUCAACACUGACUUUGACAACCCAUUCAUAGAUUCUGAGUCUGAAAUGUCAGACUUUGAUGCAGAAGAAAUACGUGAAAUUGAUAGAAUGUCUACACUAUCAGCAACAGAAAAUGUUCCCACUGAUGAUACUCCAGAAAAUUUCUCAGAAAAGCUUCACACGGAAUGUCCCAUAGACAUAGACAAGAUAAGAUCAUGUUUACAAAAUAUGCAUGUACAGACAGAUGAACAAAGAAUUAUACAUGAAGGACUCUUUGAUCUUCUUGAAAAAAAUGAAUUUGAAUCAAAAUUUUUCUUAAAGAGACUUUAUGAGAAACUUUCAGUAAUAUAUCUUGAAAACUGUGCAGCAAGUGAGGGAAGAAAUCCUGACUCUAAAAUGUGGACCAAAUAUUACUGUGAAUUGUUUAAGUUUACAAGUUCCAGUGAGUACAAGGCAUUAAUUGAAGAAUGUAUUCAUCACAAUGCAGAACAGCAUGAUUUUAUGAUUUUUAGCAAAGUAUUUGAUAUUGUGUCAAACUUUAUUUUGGAAGAAAAGGCAAAAUCAUUAAAAGCAACUCCUGCACCAGUUAAGAAACAACUUUAUCUGAAAAUUGACUCGCCAAGUAUAGGCAAAUUGAGAUAUAUUUGUGGGAGAUGUGUUGCCAAAUCAAAGCACCAUUACAUCAAAUUAGCGAGAAAUAACAUGUAUAAGAAAGACAAAUUAAUUAAUGUCACUUCCUGUUUUGUAAAAGUGAAGAUGUUGGAUUUUUUAGCAUCUACUUAUGAUGAGUUGGCACAAAACAGUAUGUAUAAAGAAACUCUUGAAGAGACGAGGAGACUCCAAAACAUUUCUCAAAGUCUGACAAAUGUGAAGGACAAUGUUUUAGAUUUUUUUAUUCAAGUGGACAAGAUUAAGCAAGAGCUCUAUGAAAAGAUUUUUCAUUCAGAGGGUUCUAAUGUGUUAAAUUCUGUGCAAGAUGAGCUUUCCAAAAAUGAAGCAUUAAUCAACAAGUUUGAACAUUUGUUACAAAACUUUGAAUUCAAUGAUACUUUUUUGAAAUGUGACAAAAAUAUGGCACUGAGUAGUUUAAAAGAACUUUAUUUUGACCUGAUAUUGAGAUUUUGUCGUGUCGCUGAUAACCAGUUUCGGAAAGAUGUGCUGAGAACUUUACAAAAACAAACCAGAAACACUUUGAGAAAGCGGGUGCUAGAGGGAUCAAGUUCAUCAAAAGACAGUACUAGUACCAAAAUCUCCAUGACCCAAAUUAUCAAUGAUGACUCGGAAGGUAAACAUCGUUCCCACUUGAAAAUUCAAUCAUCACUGCUUGAUAGAGGAGCGUUAGCUUUUAGAAGUUUUACUAAAAAACAACUACUUGAUAUUGCUAAAGCCUAUGACUUAACACAGUCAAUGAAAAGUACAAAAGCUUCAAUAAUUGACAGCCUUAUACAUCAUAUUCCUAAGUGUCUGUGUAUUUCGAACGUUACCGCUCUUACAAAGUGUGAAGAAACAAAUUGUGCCAACCCUGAAGCAGAUUUGCCUGUAGAAGAAGAUAAAACUUCAAAUGUCUCAUUAAGUAUAGUACCAACUCAGUCAGAGAGGAAAACCAGAGGGAGGAAAAGAAAAAUCAAGACAGUUUACACCUAAGGAAGAAAAAACAGACACAGAACUUAAGUCUAAUUCUUUUUGAAGGCAUUGCUGCAACAAAAGGAGAUGCACGUUUCCCACCAGAAUUAGAUUUUCUGGACACCACUGUCUCUCCAAUAAUAACACUGUUUAUGCCGGUUCUAUAGGAAUUGUCGCUGAUCCUGGAAAAAGGAAACCAGUAUACUAGUAUGCUCCAGAAAUUCUAUGGCACCACACAAUGCAGCUUUCCCAGCUUCACCAAGAGAAUUACUCAGACUUGUAGAGAUACAGAAGACUCUCUGAUGGAAGAUUGACCCACCCAUUCUUGAUGAUGUCUCUGUAAGCAGAUGGAUUUCUGUUGUACAACUCUUUUUCCCACUGGAGAAGAUGUCAGUUUCACCAGGUUGUAAGUCGAAUCCAUGACAAAGAGAAACUGUCCGCAAACUUUUGAACAAGCCUGUAAUCGCAUUUUCGGUAAACUCUAUGUAAUUUGAAAUGAGAUACAUGGAUGGAUCAACUGAUGUACCAGCAACCAACAGUUCAAUAAAACCUGUAUCUUUUAGUAUUAGUUCAGUGAGGACAGAAUUUCCAUUAAAUUUUUCAAUGGACAUAAAUCCAAAUUUUAGAUUUUCUUCUGUUCUUUCUAUUAAAUUCCACUGCUUUGGAGCAAAUGCUGAGAUAUCUGCAAAGCUGAGAGCUUUAUGGGGUAGCAUUUCAAAUAUUAAGCCUCUGACACCAGGGUUUUUUUUCGUUCCAUUAAUUCCAUUUUCCCACACAAUAGACUUUUUUAUGGUGGGGAACAUUUUUUUUAACAUUUUGA
This is a messenger RNA of Saccostrea cuccullata (small rock oyster), 3723 nucleotides long. RefSeq lists its product as uncharacterized. Bases 18 to 2924 code for a protein of 968 amino acids. Gene Ontology annotation, molecular function: ATP hydrolysis activity; DNA helicase activity. The record is from RefSeq and is a predicted model, not a curated record. The transcript is spliced from 6 exons. Lineage: Eukaryota; Metazoa; Mollusca; Bivalvia; Ostreida; Ostreidae. Gene Ontology annotation, biological process: DNA repair; telomere maintenance.